Trichobilharzia szidati is the source of this 810-nucleotide messenger RNA. The record is from the annotation of a GenBank genome assembly. Lineage: Eukaryota; Metazoa; Platyhelminthes; Trematoda; Strigeidida; Schistosomatidae.
GUAAUAACCGCAGUGUUUUGACUUUUUUAUAUGAGGAAAGAAAAACGUCGAAGAUCUUAUAAGGAAUAUUUUCAUAACUUAGCACUAGUUUUAAUUCCAGAACACGGGGUUCUAAGAUUAUGUCCUAAACGUCAGCCAAAUGAUGGAGCCCGAAAGCUUACACUGCUGGCAUCCAAGAAACAGAAACUUGAAUCACUGGAAAAGGUUUUAGCUGGGGCCACUUUAUCAGUAAAUGAAGUUCUCCGAUAUGAAGUAAAGGAUAGUGAAUUUAAUCCAAUUAGCUUUGGCAGCCACACAUAUGUUCUCAGACCAGGUUUAUCAGCUAAAAGAUUCCUCAUUCAGUGGGCAAGCCGAUUAGAUUACGAAGAUCUUGUUAGAAUAUUCUCUAAGGAAGGUUCAUUUCACCAAAGACCAUCGUCUGCACUGGCUACAUCUGCACUUCCAUCUUACGUCAAAUUUGAUAAUCUUCAAGAUGCUGACUUUAUACCGGAAGAUGAUAAGGGAAACGAGAAGGCAGAUAAUCGAAUAUUCAGUCUGCGUCGUUCUUUAAGUGUACCAGCAGAAAUCUGGUUAACUUUAUCACAACAGGAAGCAGCUGCUGAUGCAGAGAAAACUUUAUCAUCGGAAUUUUUACCGGAAUCAUCCACUGUUCCACCGAACACUACUCAGGCUACACAAUAUUCAUUAUCUUCAGAAUCUGAAACUACUAUGCUUGAUGAGUUUGUACCUACAGACGAUAAGGCAGAUGAUGAUCUACCUGAAAGUGAAUCAAUGGGGAUAAACGAGUGAGCCCUUUGAUUAGCUUUUUGC